GUACAUAUACAUCGAUUACAAAGAAAGAAAUGGAUAUUCCUUUCCUCUGCCCUUCAAAUUACAAUUAUACUUCACAAUUAGUCAAAUCUGCAUGUCAAAUUCGUGCUGCAAAUCUAGUUUUUAUGUGGGUAGUCG
This is a messenger RNA of Racocetra fulgida, 135 nucleotides long. Lineage: Eukaryota; Fungi; Glomeromycota; Glomeromycetes; Diversisporales; Gigasporaceae. The record is from the annotation of a GenBank genome assembly.